This is a messenger RNA of Phyllopteryx taeniolatus (common seadragon), 2552 nucleotides long. RefSeq lists its product as uncharacterized. The transcript has 4 exons. The coding region runs from base 150 to 2006 and encodes 618 amino acids. The record is from RefSeq and is a predicted model, not a curated record. Lineage: Eukaryota; Metazoa; Chordata; Actinopteri; Syngnathiformes; Syngnathidae.
GUUUUGUCCUACUGAUGGCGUGCCAUUCAGGAAGUAGAGCAGGUGAACGGCGUUGCCUCCAAUCAGACUCCCAACCGGUUUGUUUGACAUGCAAAACACACAACUAACCUUUUUGACCAUCGCACAAGUCAAGGAGGAAUUUGCUCAUAAUGCCCCUUGUCACUAGACUCUUCUUUGUCUUUGUGCUGGUCUGUGCAGCUGUCACGUCAUUGAUCACACGCUCGCAUUCUGCACGAGCCAGUCCAGUAAGAGUCCUUGGCGCUGACGUCAUGAAGACGUCUUCGUACUCUCUGUACCGCCAGUACGUUCCCUCCUCUUCUGGACGUCAAUCGAGCCAGCGACAGAACCCAAACAAUGUUUUUCAUUCCCGUCAAAAGAGCCAAGAUUCUAAACCGUUCCAACCGGAGGAGAGAAGACAAGGUGAAAACCUCGACAAGUACCAAGUGGUCAUUCUUAAAUCAGCUCCCAGUCAUCCCUUUCGUCAGAGCUCCACGAACGCUGAAGAAGGUUCCAGAUUUGAAGACCUUUCCAGAGUGGACGCUCCUAAAAUGCCGGCGAGCACAAGAGAUCAAUCGGGAGUUAAGACAGUGCGGCAGUCGUCGUCUGUCCUUUCAGCGCAGCCAGGCCGAUAUUUGUCUGGACGCCGCGUGGACACAGACACGCACAACGAGAUUCGACCCGGCAGAUUUCCAUUGAGACGUCCGACCGCCUUGAAGGAGAAAAACCUGGACGCCUCUGUUAUCAAACACACUCCUCAGCUGGAAAAACUGACAUCACCACUCGCUAACGGUAAAAAGGUACAGUCCUUUCUCUUCAAGCCUUCUUUCGUCAAACCGGAACAUUUUGGGAAAUCUAUGAAUUCUCCGGCAAUUCUCCGGGACGAAAGGAAAGUGUCAACCGAAGAGGAUGACAACGCGGUCGAUGUGGCUCAGAAUGCCGCUCGGUACCGAGCCACCUCGAGACUAUACUGGCCACGACACUUCGCCGCGCAAAGUCACAAAGAUGCAUUCUCAGCGCAUGUCCUGCCGCCAGUUGCUGCAUCCAGAUUGGUGGCCAGGACAACCAGGAAGCCCGUGCCGCUGACGUCCUCAAAAGCUUUCGGCAAGUCUCUGGGAAUUCAAAAUUCCCGCCGGCCAGCCUCCAUUGCCUUCGCCAACAACUCUCCGCCCAAUAAAGGAAAAGACUAUGCAUUCAAAAUGGCAAAUGUUUACCCCUUUUUGUCAUCCAAAUACAGUUUCAGCCGCAGACAAGUCGGACCUCGGACUACAGCUGCUCUGUCCACGUCUGGAUUUCGACCUCCCAAAAAACUGGAUCGCAGGCUGCUAAAACAGCCGUCGAAUCAUCGAGUCGAGGGCGCCAACGCUGCAACUCGACCGUCGAACAAGUCUGCCGUCCAACAGAUUUUUGAAAGUCUGGAACGGAAUAUUUCUCAGGUGGCUAAUACGAGCGCAAUUCCCAAAACGUCUCUGCUGCACCGAAACGCGUCCGGCGGAAAAGAGGCCCCGACGUUUGCGGUCGGGCAAAACGAACCGCAGACCGAAACACCGAGGGGAGCGACAGCAGGUCACGUCGGCUCAGAGGGCCUCGCCGAGGGGAGGUCGAGGCUCUUCAGCACGUCCACCAGCAGCACGGUGCGAGGCAGACGCGUGCACGCCGCCCACCACGCCGGCCCCAAGCGCGUCGCCGGGAACUCGCCCAUCAUCAGGCUGCCCAAGCGGCCCAAAGGGGAGCCGAGGGCAAACGCGUCGACCACUCGGACGCCCACCACCGCAGCAGCUGUUUCGGACGUAACGGAGUUAGGAGUCAGGUUCUCCAGUACUGAGGUACCGGUGGCUACCAGAGAAACCUCAAGUCGUGGGGCAACUCUUGGCAUGGAGAACGAAAAUGAGAAGUCAAGCGGAAGUGAAGUGUCAGACAGUGGGCUGAAUGAGGCUCCGCAGGAAGAUUUGCUGGACCUACAUUACCUCCGAAUUUCGAUGGGCAACGUCUCCUUCAAGUCCAUCUGAUCUGGAUAAACAUCAGGCGGCAGCUCCUGAGUGUGCUGACAGGGAUUUUCCAUCUCCUCUUCUGCGUGCUGCUGAAAUAACGACAAGAUGGAAAAAAUUAUCUGCUUGCUUGUACAAUUCUGUUGUCGUUGUGGUGCCAGAAUGCAUCAAGACAAAGGAACCGGUAAUUAUCACACAUGAAACAAACUAUUUCGGGCUUUCAUUCACAACAACGUCAGAAUUGAUUCGCCAAUGACGUCACUGGGAGGUCUACUCAAAUGUUCUGGAACGUGGAACUAUUAAAAGGAUUGUCCAGGCUUCUGUGUCCACUAGAGGGCGGUGCUGGCCCACCAUUAAUACAGCGAGUACGCGCCAUAGUGCCACAAUGCUGCAUCUUUUCAAAACGCACAGAAUGUGCUUUCAUUUAUUCAUCAAUUUCAAAACAAUGAACUGUUGUCUAAAAAUGUCUGUGACAACAAAAUCCCUCAAAGGUUCAAUAAUUAUAGCAGACGUCAGAGCUUGGGGGUCUGAAAAAAUAAAAAGAGAUGAUAUAUUUGUGACUUUUAA